Messenger RNA from Rhododendron vialii, 1761 nucleotides. Its product is annotated as B3 domain-containing transcription factor NGA1-like. The record is from RefSeq and is a predicted model, not a curated record. Gene Ontology annotation, molecular function: DNA binding; DNA-binding transcription factor activity. NCBI's taxonomy places the organism in Eukaryota, Viridiplantae, Streptophyta, Magnoliopsida, Ericales, Ericaceae. Bases 303 to 1529 code for a protein of 408 amino acids. The transcript has 2 exons.
CUUUAACGUCUAAAGAGAGAUAAGCUUGGAGGGAGCUAGGUUACCACUCUGUGAGGAAACUCUCUCUCUCUCUCUCUCUCUCUCUCUCUCUCUCAAAAGAAGUCAAAGAAGAACUAACUUAGUUCCUUAUGCCAUCCAUGAAGAUUAGUCUUGUUCAAUUAGGGUUUCAUCUGGAGUAGGUCUUUGUUCAAAAAGCACCAACCUUUUCUUCUGGUGAUCAUAGACCUCUCUUGGUUUUCUCGAGCGCGCUUCAGAGCCUGUAUGAAGAAUCUAGAAAUCAGGUAUUUCUAAGACUGGAAGCCAUGGAGUUUUACGAAAUUAAAAGAGGGAAUUCAGACGAAGAACAAGAAGAAGACAGAGAGGAGCUGAUGAGAGACUUGGAAUUCGAAGGUAACCCUAGUUACUAUUCAUCUUCUUCCUAUAAUUCUACCAACAACCACCAAAGGCCAUUUUUCGGGGCGUCUUUUGAUGUGUGGGGAGAAGAUAUUUCAAGGUCUUACCAUGGAGCUGCUGUUGCUGCAACCAGGAUCCAAGAAUUAGACCUAAUGGACUCAGUACCACCACCACCACCACCAUCAACUCGUUCUACAGACCAAUCUUACCAACUGGUCGGUAGCAGCAGUGAUGCUGGUGGCGAUGGUAGUAGCAGUAGUUUCUCUACGUUAGAGAAGGAACACAUGUUCCACAAGGUCGUGACACCGAGCGACGUCGGGAAGCUGAACCGCCUCGUGAUACCAAAGCAACACGCCGAGAAAUACUUCCCCCUCGACGACGACCAGAUGAAGGGCCUCCUCCUGAAUUUCGAAGACCGGAACGGGAAGGAGUGGCGGUUCAGGUACUCUUACUGGAACAGCAGCCAGAGCUACGUCAUGACCAAGGGCUGGAGCCGAUUCGUGAAGGACAAGAAACUCGAUGCCGGAGACGUCGUGUCUUUCGACCGCGGCGUUGGGGAAUCGGGCAAGGACCGGCUAUUCAUAGACUGGAGGCAUCGGACGCUACCCGACGCAUCUCAUCACACGAUCAACGCUCCGUCGGGGAUCCAGUGGGGCCGGCUCGUAUACCCAAUGCCUCCUUCCAUGCCUAUCCCCAUGUUCCGUCCUGAUUACCUCUAUCAUCAGAAUCAUCAGAAUCAAUGGAACGGUCGCAAUAGUAGCAAUUAUAGCAGUGGAAUACAUGAGUACGGUGCGAUGAAUUUGGGACAAUUAGGGGCUGCACAGGAAAUGGGAGGUAUGAUUAGGACUAGGGUUAUAAAUUCGGUCCCAGCGAUACACAAUAAUGCUGCUGCUGUCGCACCCAAGCGUUUGAGGCUAUUCGGAGUGAACAUGGAUUGUUCUUCCUCACCAGUACAAGAGUAUUCCGAAAGCGUGGUGUUGCCUUCAGUACCGCUGCGUUUCGCGACGACUGCAACGGAAUUAGCACCUUCUAUAGGUGUUCUUCCUCUUUCGCAAUCAAGGCAUUACGAUUAUGAUGGUUCCCCGAUGCCUAAUUUGCCGACGUCCGACUCGCGAGGAAAAGGGUACCGUCGUUAGAAAUAUAAGGAUAUAUAUGAGAGGAAUUUGGUUUGAGUUUUGGUUUUGGUUGAAUUAAACCUAAUUUUCUUGCUUUUAAAUUAAUUAGCAUCUCGAUCGAAUUUAUAUAGAUAUAUGCUCAAUCAGGUAAACAAGAAUACAUAUAUGUUAUGUUUCAAGUGACCAAACCCUUACUAUGGAGGGAUUACCAUUUAUAAUAAAGAAUUUAUGUAAUUAAGUUAGGAGUCACUUA